Molecule: messenger RNA, 1417 nt
Organism: Myxocyprinus asiaticus (Chinese sucker)
Lineage: Eukaryota; Metazoa; Chordata; Actinopteri; Cypriniformes; Catostomidae
Product: tiggy-winkle hedgehog protein
Exons: 3
Coding region: 176-1417 (413 amino acids)
Biological process (GO): regulation of gene expression; cell fate specification; cell-cell signaling
Molecular function (GO): calcium ion binding; patched binding
Source: RefSeq, a predicted model, not a curated record
UGUGACAGCCAUCCUCCAAUGUGCUCAGUCAGUGGCUAUCGAGAACGGUCGUUAUUGCACCUGCUUCUGUAGUGGUCGUUGGGUAGCAUCCAUCCAGUACGCGCGAGAAGACACUGUGGACCGUCAGAAACAUAAGUGACAAAACUUUAAAGAUCCGAAGAGAUCGUUUUACGCCAUGGACGUAAGACUGCAUCUGAAGCAAAUUGCUUUGCUGUGUUUUAUCUGCCUGUUUUUAACACCUUGUGGAUUAGCCUGUGGUCCUGGUAGAGGUUAUGGAAAACGAAGACACCCAAAGAAAUUAACACCGUUGGCUUACAAGCAAUUCAUUCCCAACGUGGCUGAGAAAACCCUUGGGGCCAGCGGCAAAUACGAAGGCAAAAUCACAAGGAAUUCUGACAGAUUUAAAGAGCUGAUUCCCAAUUAUAAUCCCGAUAUCAUCUUUAAAGACGAGGAAAACACAAAUGCUGACAGACUGAUGACACAGCGCUGCAAGGACAAGUUAAACUCGUUGGCGAUAUCCGUCAUGAACCAGUGGCCGGGCUUGAAACUGCGCGUCACGGAAGGCUGGGAUGAGGACGGUCACCAUUUCGAAGAAUCUUUGCACUAUGAGGGACGGGCGGUGGACAUAACUACUUCAGACAGAGAUAAAAGCAAGUAUGGGAUGCUGUCAAGGCUUGCAGUGGAAGCAGGAUUCGACUGGGUCUAUUACGAAUCUAAAGCCCACAUACAUUGCUCUGUCAAAGCAGAAAAUUCAGUUGCUGCUAAAUCAGGGGGAUGCUUUCCUGGAUCUGGUACGGUGACACUUGCAGAUGGGAGGAGGAAACAUAUAAAAGAUCUCAAAGUGGGCGAGCGGGUUUUAGCAGCGGACGAGAAGGGAAAUGUCUUGUUUAGCGACUUUAUUAUGUUUAUGGACCACGAUCCGACAACGAGAAGGCAAUUCCUCGUCAUCGAGACGUCGGAGCCUUUUAAUAAACUCACCCUCACAGCAGCGCACCUAGUUUUCACGGGGAACGGUUCAGUUAUGAGAGCAACAUUUGCCAGCAAUGUGAUGCCUGGAGACACUGUUUUAGUGUCCGAAGGCAUACACAAGACCCUCGAGAGCGUUACAGUGACGAGGAUUUACACUGAAGAAUACGAGGGCUCGUAUGCGCCAGUCACCGCUCACGGAACAAUAAUAGUGGAUCAGGUGCUGGCUUCGUGCUACGCGGUUAUAGAGAAUCACAAAUGGGCACAUUGGGCUUUUGCACCGGUCAGGUUAAGUCACGAGUUGAUGACGUGGAUUUUUCCAGCUCGUGAUUCAAACGUCACUUUUCAGGAGGACGGCAUCCACUGGUACUCCAAUGUGCUUUUUCACAUCGGCUCUUGGCUGCUGGACAGAGACUCUUUCCAUCCACUCGGGAUUUCACACUUGAGCUGA